Eutrema salsugineum is the source of this 2191-nucleotide messenger RNA. RefSeq names its product auxin transporter-like protein 2. NCBI's taxonomy places the organism in Eukaryota, Viridiplantae, Streptophyta, Magnoliopsida, Brassicales, Brassicaceae. Bases 230 to 1675 code for a protein of 481 amino acids. The record is from RefSeq and is a predicted model, not a curated record. Gene Ontology annotation, cellular component: plasma membrane. The transcript is spliced from 6 exons.
UAGCUAUCAAGAACAAAAGGGAAGAGAGUUUGCUUGGGGCUUUGCUCAUCAUCCUCUUGCCUUGAAAAACUACUUCCGUGUCUCCCUCUCUGUCUACACACAGUCACACUCUUCUAUUAGUUUCCUUCUUUCUUUCUCUCCCUCUCUGGCUCUCUCUCUCUAUAUAUAUAUAUAUUAUUUAUAAACUCUCUCCAUCUACUGGUAUUCUACUCAAAAGAGAGAAGAAGCAAUGGAGAACGGUGAGAAAGCAGUGGAGACGGUUGUUGUUGGGAACUAUGUGGAGAUGGAGAGUGAAGGGAAAGCCUCGGAUAUGAAAUCAAAGCUUUCAAACAUGUUUUGGCAUGGCGGCUCUGUCUAUGAUGCUUGGUUUAGCUGCGCUUCCAAUCAGGUGGCGCAAGUGCUGUUGACGCUGCCAUAUUCAUUUUCACAGCUUGGGAUGCUCUCAGGGAUUCUGUUUCAGCUCUUCUAUGGCCUCUUGGGUAGCUGGACUGCAUACCUCAUCAGCAUUCUCUAUGUUGAAUACAGAACCAGAAAAGAGAGAGAGAAAGUUAACUUCAGAAACCAUGUCAUUCAGUGGUUUGAGGUUCUUGAUGGAUUGCUUGGGAAGCACUGGAGGAAUGUUGGGUUAGCAUUCAACUGCACCUUCCUUCUCUUUGGAUCCGUGAUUCAACUCAUAGCCUGUGCCAGCAACAUAUAUUACAUAAAUGACAAUCUGGACAAGAGGACAUGGACAUACAUAUUUGGGGCAUGUUGUGCGACCACAGUGUUCAUCCCUUCCUUCCACAACUACAGGAUCUGGUCCUUUCUUGGACUCUUGAUGACGACUUACACUGCUUGGUACCUCACCAUUGCCUCCAUCCUCCAUGGCCAGGUAGAAGGAGUGAAGCAUUCGGGACCAAGCAAGCUGGUGUUAUACUUCACAGGGGCCACAAACAUUCUUUACACUUUCGGAGGUCAUGCUGUUACUGUAGAAAUAAUGCAUGCGAUGUGGAAGCCGCAGAAGUUCAAGUCGAUAUACCUGUUCGCGACUGUGUACGUGCUGACGCUGACGCUGCCUUCAGCGUCUGCGGUUUACUGGGCGUUUGGCGAUAUGCUUCUAAACCAUUCAAACGCAUUCGCUCUGCUGCCAAAGAACCUAUUCCGAGACUUCGCAGUGGUGCUGAUGCUCAUCCACCAGUUCAUAACGUUUGGGUUCGCGUGCACGCCGCUCUACUUCGUGUGGGAGAAGCUCAUAGGGAUGCACGAGUGCCGGAGCAUGUGCAAGCGAGCCGCCGCUAGGCUUCCCGUCGUUAUUCCCAUUUGGUUUCUUGCCAUCGUUUUCCCUUUCUUCGGUCCCAUCAACUCCACCGUCGGCUCUCUCCUCGUCAGCUUCACCGUCUACAUCAUCCCUGCGCUCGCUCACAUCUUCACCUUCCGCUCCUCCGCCGCACGCGAGAACGCCGUCGAGCAGCCUCCGAAGUUUCUUGGGCGCUGGACUGGGGCUUUCACCAUCAACGCGUUCAUUGUGGUUUGGGUCUUCAUCGUUGGAUUCGGCUUCGGUGGCUGGGCCAGCAUGAUCAAUUUUGUUCACCAGAUCGACACUUUCGGCCUCUUCACCAAAUGCUACCAGUGCCCUCCUCCCGUUACGGCCUCGCCUCCUCCCAUCAGCCACAAUCACACUCGCUCCCACCUUUGAAACUUUACUGAGCAACAAUGAAUGAUGCUCUCACGAUAAGAUUUGGGUUCGUUUAGAUCUACAAAAGUUCCCCUAGUGUUUCCCCUAGUGUUUUGUGGGUUCGUUUUGCUUUGACCAUUUUCAUUGUCCUUUAUUAUCUUUGAAAAUUAAAGAAGAAAACAAAACUUUUAGGAACAACGCAGAUAUAUUUCAUCCUUUGUAUUCUUCCUAAACAACAAAAUGUUUAUCCGUUGGGCAUAAUAACAACCCAAAACCUCAAUAGAACUUAGAGACGCCAAACAUUUUCAAGGAUUCAAUUCGAGUUUUUCAACAUAAUUUAUAAAAAAAUGUAGUAAAGAAGGCUUGGAAUAUAGAGCAUAAGCAAAAGUUUGAUAAACAUGCAAUAACAAUCCAACAGCUAAAAUCCAUCACAAGCACCAUAACCAUAACCAUAAUAACCAUAACAACGAGUCCUAAUAAUUCCAAGACAUAGAUGAACACGAAGAUUAAAUAACCAAAAAAAUAACGAAAAAGAUA